AUGAGCAAAUUGGAAAAGGAGAAAACGAGUUAGAUUAACAUUCUUACCUUUCUGAAAUUUGUCCUAAUGAUGUUGUUAUGGACUGAAACAGAUUACGAUUUUGUAUAAGGCAAUGAAAUGGAUUAGAGAAGCUAUAGUUUUGAGGUUUAUGGGAUGAUGAUCUUUUUCGUUAUUGCUAUAGAAUCCUAGUUUGUUAAAACUAUUGCAAUCUUAUUUUCAUUAUUAUACACAUUAUUAAGAUAACCAAAAUUCAAAAACCCCACUGAAAUUAUAGGUUCAACUAAAAUCAUCCUAGGUCACAUAUUCAUUUAGCUAUUUUAUUUCUAUCACUUGUAUUCGAUGCCAAAAACAAAGAUGGAAUAAAAAUCACUAAAUGAAUCGCCAUUAUUAUCGCAGAGAGUAGGUCUAACAGUCACCUAAAGAGAAAACACAGAUACUUAAAACAAAAAAAUUAAUUUUCAGGAAGUAGUUGCAUAGGAAUUAGAUAACGAGAAGGCAAUAUCAAAUUAGGAAGAGGUAUUUGAAAUGUUGCUCACUGGAUUUUAAUGUGGUAUCUACAUACUUGAAACUGCAAAACAACCAGUUCGUAUAAUCAAUUCUUUUAUGUCUCAUAUUGUUUUAACUGAUGAACAACUUAAUAGUGAUCUUAUGCAAUUGGAACUAGAACCAUAAUUAUACAAUUUUACCUUGUUUCCAUAGAAGCAAAGACAUCAGUCAUUUCGUCGCAUUCACAUCAACAUUAGAGUAUGCUUAUAUUCAUAUUAUUGGACCUAGAAUAUUUGUUUUGAAAAUAUACCAAGUAUAGAGAAGAAAGAAGUUCAAUUAUUUUAUCGAAAGAUGCAGAUGAAAACAUUGAUUGAACACUUGUUGGCUUUUUCUCACAUCAAAUUUGCUUUAAUCAAAUAAACCUUAGAUUUCUCGUUGAAAAUUUAUUUGAAGAAAGAUAAAUUAUACACGCAAGUCAUUCUCAAUCCAAUUGUCCUUGCCAAUAAACCACAAAUUGCCAUCUAUAUUUAGGAUCUGACAGAAGAACCAUUUAUUUUAUAAUUACAACAAUACAUAAGAAAUGGUGAUGAAUUAAUCCAAACUAUUUCUCAGAAAAUAAAAGAACCUCUGAAUUGCACUCUAUCUAUGUUAGAAUUAGUCCAAAAAGAAGUCAAUCAAGAGUUGUAAACUAAAUAUAUUGAUCCUGCUCUGGCUGGAUGUAAAUUAUUAAUUAGCACUGCUAGUGACAUCUAAGAUUAUGUUACUUUGCAUAAAAAUAACAAGUUAGAGAAAAGUCUAAUGGACAUUCACACCAAGGAAUUUAUUUCAGAUUGUUUGAACAUCAUUAAAUCAUAAGCUUUGUUUAGAGGCUUGAGCAUACAAGUCAACAUUAAACAAAAUGUUCCCAUCUUCCUAAAAACGGAUCCCAAUCGUCUAAGAUAAAUAAUACUCAAUUUGUUAGUUAAGUCAAUUUAAUUAACCAUUAACGGCUUCAUUGAAAUAGGAUGUCAAAAGUCGCCUUUGUUGGCAGACCACAUUGAAAUCCUCAUUAAAGUUAUGGCCUAAAAUGUAAAUGAAAGCAUCCUAGAAUCUAUUGAAUUAACCCUCAAACUUUACUUAAUCCUCAAGUAAUUGAUUUGGUUGCAACAUCCAAAUAAUUUUGUUUUUCCAUCAUAACAGCAUUUUAUAUCUCCUUAGCCAUAGCAAUUAUGCCAUUUGAAUUUAAUUUGGUUAAGACAGAAGGAUGGUACUCAAUUUUAUUUUGUGCUCCUAAUUAAAAAUGAGAACCCUAAUUUCAGUCAACAAUUAAGUUAAAAACGAUAAUCUGCUUUAAUAGCAAAUAAACAGUAAUUCCAAUAGGUCUUUGGUCAAAAUAACUUAUAUCGAAGACACUAAUCACAAAGACUUACAGAAAUCAGUAGAUUACAGAUCCAAAAAAAAUUAGAGAAAAUCAAAAGAGAAUCAUAAAUCGAGACGACUAUAGAUAUGCGAGAAUCCAUUUUGCCAUAAUUUGGCUAAUCUGAUGCUUCAGAUUAGUAAUAGCCUAAAAAAUCAUACUCGGUUUCACAAAUUUCAGAAUAAGAUGACUCUAAAAGUUCUUCUCCUGAUUCAAAAAAUGAAUUUAAUGAUCAUGAACAAUUCGAGGUGGAAAUCUUUUCGAGUAAAUCAAGUCUUUAUCUUAAUGAUAAAAUUGAGAACAUAGAGAAGUAAUAAUAGCCAUAGCAAUUUUUUGAUACUAUUUUAUAAUUGAAAGAACCUAAAGCCAGGAAGAUCUCAGUUAGUAUGAUCUAGACUAGGUUGAAUCAAUAAAUAUAAUAAUAAUAACUGUCAUCGAGUUAGAGGGAUUCUCUUUUAACUUUUGGAGGAAGAUCUUCAGUUUAUUCAUCUAUGAGGGUUUCUUCUAUUAAUUUGGGUCCGAAUGAAUUGUUAGAUUGCUUUGAAAAAAUGGAGAGAGUCAAAAAUCAAUAAUUUAUUUAUAAAUGUUAGUGUCCAAAGAUAUUGAUUUGUGAACAGAAUGACUUUGAUUUAUACGCAAUCUCUCAUUAAUUGAGUAAUUUGAAGAUACCUUACGUUUACACCAUGUAAAGAGUCCACAUAGUUGAAUUAUUGAGGAAGUAAUUCUCCUAGUUCAAGACUUGUUGUAAAGGCUAUCACGUAGUAUUUAUUGGAGUGGAAUACGUUAAUGAGUAAUUAGCUGCUGAUUGCACUAAAAUCAAGGCAGUUCUGUAAGAGUUCCAGAAGGAUACAAUAAUCAUAGGAUUGAUAGGGUUCUAAGGGGAAGAUUUUAGAGCCACUAUAAAAAAGCUGCCAUUCCAUGACUGCUUGUCUAAGCCAAUCAUGAUUGAUGCUUUACUAUUUAUUAUAGCCAAAUGGGUAAGAUUGUGA
Paramecium tetraurelia is the source of this 2871-nucleotide messenger RNA. RefSeq lists its product as uncharacterized. Lineage: Eukaryota; Ciliophora; Oligohymenophorea; Peniculida; Parameciidae. Gene Ontology annotation, biological process: phosphorelay signal transduction system. The transcript has 8 exons. The record is from RefSeq and is a predicted model, not a curated record.